AUGUCUGAGCCCAUUCACAAAGCCGAAUCUGGAGCCGGCGAAGUCGAGCAUGCCAAAGCAAAUCUCGCGAGAAGACAGGAUGCUCAGCAGGCUUCGGCAGCUGAGCAUAAUGCUACCUUUCGGGAGGCGCUUCGUGAGAACUGGAAGGCUUGCCUGUGGUCGGCCUUGAUCUCCUUGACCAUUGUGAUGGAAGGCUAUGACCAGUCUCUGAUGUCGAAUUUCUUCGGCUAUCCAACUUUCCAGAGAAAGUUUGGUUCCUACUACCCUGACAAGGACACAUGGCAACUCACAGCAGCUUGGCAGGCCGGUCUCCAGAAUGGCACCUACGCCUGUGUCGUUCUCGGUGGCUUCAUCAACGGCUGGGCAUCGGCUCGCUAUGGUUAUCGCCGCACCCUCCAGGUCGCCCUUGCUCUCAUGACAGGCUUCAUCUUCAUCUCGUUCUUUGCUGUCCGCAUCGAGAUGCUCCUUGUCGGCCAGAUGCUAUGCGGCUUUACGUGGGGAGUGUAUGCAACCACCGGACCUGCCUAUGCCUCCGAAGUUUGCCCUCUGGCUCUUCGCGGAUACCUCACAGUAUACAUCAACCUAUGCUGGGCCAUGGGCCAAUUCCUAUCCAGUGGUGUCCUCAAGGGCAUGCUCGCGUACACCACCGAGUGGUCAUGGCGGGUGCCACUCGCCAUCCAGUUCAUGUGGCCAGUCCCUAUCAUGGUCGGCAUCGCCUUUGCUCCCGAGUCGCCCUGGUGGCUCGCCAAGAAGGGCCGGUACGAAGAGGCGGAGAAAUCCCUGAUUCGCCUGUCGACCCGGAGCAUCGAGGACUGCCGUGCCAGCCUUGCCCAGAUCCAGCACACUAUCGAGCUCGAGUCUCACAUUCAGUCCGACACCAGCUAUCUCGACUGCUUCCGCGGCACCAACCUCCGGCGCACCGAGAUCUGCAUGAUAGUCUUCGCCGGUCAGCAACUCGGCGGCGCUGUCUUUGCGUACACGCCCACAUACUUCUUCCUGCAGGCCGGCAUCAGCACGAGCAACGCAUACGGCGUUGCUAUCGGCAGCACAGGCAUGGCCUUCGUCGGCACAUGCUUGUCGUGGCUACUGCUGGCGUACUUUGGUCGGCGGCCCUUGUACACCUACGGCAUGGCAGGCCUCACUGCAUCCCUCCUCGUCAUCGGCAUCUGCUCUGCGGCGUCGAAGAGCGAAGGCGCCAUGUGGGCCCAGGUCGCGUUCGUCCUCGUCUGGAAGCUGAUCUACUCCCUGACCGUCGGCCCCAUCUGCUACGCCAUCAUCUCCGAGACGUCUGCCGUGCGCCUGCGGCCGCAGACCGUCGUCGUCGCGCGCAACACCUACGCCAUGGUGCAGAUCAUCUCGAGCAUACUCAACCCGUACAUGCUCAACCCGACGGCGUGGAACUGGAAGGGCAAGUCGGCCUUCUUCUGGGCUGGCACCUCGGCUUGUGUGGCCACUUGGGCGUACUUCCGUCUCCCCGAGACGCGAGCGCGAACGUACGAGGAGCUAGACAUGCUCUUUGACCAGAAAGUCAGUGCUAGGAAGUUCAAGGAGACUCAUGUUGAUCCGUAUGGUGUCGACACGAUGGAGGAGAAGCCGUCUUCUAAGUGA
Molecule: messenger RNA, 1608 nt
Organism: Thyridium curvatum
Lineage: Eukaryota; Fungi; Ascomycota; Sordariomycetes; Thyridiales; Thyridiaceae
Exons: 4
Coding region: 1-1608 (535 amino acids)
Biological process (GO): transmembrane transport; carbohydrate transport
Cellular component (GO): membrane
Molecular function (GO): carbohydrate:proton symporter activity
Source: RefSeq, a predicted model, not a curated record